AGCUGGAGUACGUGUUUGACCGUCCUGGUGAACCGUCGCGAAGUCCGAUCGUCGACGUCGUCGGUGUACGAAGAGUCCGAAUUUUGACAGAAAAGUCAAGAGUGCCGAAGGAGAACUCGAGAUCGUAUAUGUCGGACGACGCCGGGCGUUCAAUACUCUCGAAUGCGUGGAAGAAUAUGUUGAUGCCAGCGACGGCCGACGGAUCUCUCGAUUAACGUUGAAAAUCAAUAUUUCAUUCUUCUUGAGACCUAAAGCUUCCAAAGAUCUAGUUCGUCGAUUAUUAAUAAUGACAUUAUUAUCCAAGAAUGACAUUUAAAAUCUAAUGGUGAAAUAGACGACGGAGCAUCAAGUGCAUCGUAUGUACAUAUCACAUCACGAAGAAGCUGAAUUUAGAACAAGAAAAUACAAUGCUAGAAAAUAUCUUUUGCGGGAUAUAGGCGCACAAAAAAAUAAUAAUCACUCACAUUUGUAUAAUAGAAAUAUAUAUAUAUAUGAUGACAGAAACUGUCAACGUAAAAUCGACGAUAUUGUCCACGCAAUAUAAUUUUUAAUAAAAACGAAUAAUGCGCGGCGCAGAUUUGAUCCUGCAUAUUUCAUUUAAGAAGUGUGAUUCAAAUGUUUGUAUACAGUCUCAUUAAGCGCUGCCUGAGAAAAGACCGUAAAGUAUCGUGAAAAGAAAGUUGCUGUAUACGAAUUAUCGGCUAAAGAUCGGUCGGGAUGCGAAAGAUAUAAAAGUUAAGGGACAAGAAGAGUUGGGUCAUCAUGUUGAUAUCUUAAAAACACUCUUCUGACUUUAAUGGGGGAAUCCGCUCGUGUCGGCUGGGUCAUUCCGCGGCGAUGCGGCGGAUUCCAAGAAUAACGGAGCAUGGGACUUGUUGAGGCGACGGACUGUAUCUAGAGAGCAUCUUCGAAGCAUUACUCGAAGAGAUUCGUCCAGGAAUCGCGAUGUAACUGAUCGUCGCCCGAAAGUGCCGCGUGACUCGAUCGCGUCAACACACCAUCGUUCUUUAACAGUCAUACGUGAAAAAAGGAAACUAAUGCAGCGAUCAUCAGCUGACACUUGGGAUCGCGUCGCUUAUUGUUUCGAGUUCUGCUAGAGGUUGCGAUGUAAUGGACUUUACAGCAUGGAACUUAGACAGCGGUCGGACGUUCUUUUUAACUGCGUCUUCGAAUGACUUCGGAGUGUAGCUGCAAUAAAAUCGCGGAUAGUAGCGAGACGUAAAAUCUCGAAGAAACCGGUGCGCGUUAGAAUCGGCAUGAGUAACGGCGAAGGCGUGGUAACGGGUCCGGGUUCCGGCAACGAUCGUCUGUGCGAGGACGUCGACAUGGCUACUCCGACGUCAGCAUCCUCGAAUCUGAAACCGCGAAGUGGCAAGAUCAGCUUCAGUGUCGACGCCCUGCUGAGCGGCACGAAGAAAAGUGCCAUCAGCGGCGGCGCCUUCGCGGCUAGGCGAGAGAACGAUGACAGGAUGGACGCGGAGAAGAGUCUCGAGAUGGAGAGUAGAUAUCGUGAGCUGCUGAUGGAGCAGCAGAGGCUUCAGAGCAGAGAAUUGCUCGCCAGGCUGAGCCCACACGGGCUUGCCGGCUUCGGCAAUCAUCAUCAUCAUCAUCAUCAUCAUCAUCAUCCGAGCAGGCUCGAUCAGGAUCACGCGCCCGCUCGUCACGAGAUGCUCACGGUGAAAGAUUUCUCUAGAACAAGCCAUGACAAGUCGUCCUCGCCCAUCAGGAUAGAUCAGGAGAUCCCGAAGGACCGCGACGAUCAUCGACUGACGACCAGCUCGCCGAGCGCGAUCGGCGAAACGAUGCUCCAGCGAGAACAGGAGCGUAUUCAGGAGGACGACGAGAGGAUCGACAGGAUCACCAAUCCGAGAUCCGUGUCGCCUGCGAGCAGACGGGAGAUCCUGGACGAUCGUAGCGACUCCGAAGCGAAUCGCUCGCUGGAAGGUGACCGAACGACGGAUCAUCUGGACCUCGAGGAUCAUGAAAUAAGAAGCGUCGGCCAGUCCGAGGAUCUGAACGUGAUGGAUUCGGAUUGCGAGCUGGAGAGGGAUCUCGAGGCCGGUCAAGAGAAGGAGGAGAAGUCCAGUCCGGUAGUGCCUCAGCCGAUUCAUCCCGGAGUGCAAAGGCCCUCGCAAGGGCCGCCAUAUCUCGCCGGAGCACCCGGUGCUCCCGGCUGGAACCCCGCGGGAUUUCCACAUUCUCUGGCGGGGUUCGCGUGGCUACCCCCACCCCCACAUCCGCACAAUCCUCAUGGACAUCUUUACACGCCGCACGGCGGGCCUACUAGUCCGAACGGGGACUUAAGACUGCCGGGACCUGGACCAGGUCCGGUCAGAUGCACCCUCAGAAAGCACAAGCCAAACCGAAAGCCAAGAACGCCCUUCACGACGCAGCAGCUGUUAUCGCUCGAGAAAAAGUUUCGCGAGAAACAGUACCUGACGAUAGCCGAAAGGGCAGAAUUCUCAUCGUCCCUUCACCUUACGGAAACACAGGUGAAGAUCUGGUUUCAAAAUCGAAGAGCUAAGGCGAAGAGGCUUCAGGAAGCGGAAAUAGAGAAACUAAGACUAUCCGCGAGACCCCUUCUGCAUCCCAGUUUCGGGUCGGGACUUAUGUUUUCUGGGGUGGGCCCGCCUGGUACCCCAGGAGUGCCUCCCUUCAUUGCAGCUGCUAUGGCUAGGCAUACUCAUGCCGCGGCGGCGGCGGCCAUGUUCAUGGGACCGCCGGGACACCGACCUUAAUAAUAUACGUCGGAAUAUUAUAUACACGUGCGAUUGAAAAUCAAUUCUUGACGCGUUCGCCUAAAGAUUUGGCAACCUAUUCGUAAAAUAAGAACUCGAUGGUGUAAGAUCUGUGAGAGAACACGAGAGGGAUCCAAAGAUUAAGGAGUUACAAGAGACAGAAACUGUUUCUCUGAUUAAUUCAAGAAUACGAAAAUCCAAAAUUUAGUAACUUACAAAUUUGCAAAGCCACAACUUUGCGAAUUAACGAAUGGGAAAAGUGAGGAUGCAGAUAAAGUUGGUGAUCGAGGAACUGAAGAAUUGCAUUCUGAAGGAAUUGAAGAAAGCAAGAAUAAUAAUUUUAAAAUUCGAGAUUACAAGAACUCCAAAAAUUCCAAUCAUUUAGCAUUGAAAGUCGAAAUUGCAAUUAGCGUCAAUUCAAAAAUGUCUUAUUUCUCUCUAAAGAUAAUCAACAUAUAGAUAACUUAAUUUUUUUUUUUAAAUAUUAAACCAAAAGUUUAUCAUUGAAACAUUUCUACUUAAAAAAUUUUCUAACUUAAAAAGAACAUUAUAUUUUUUUGCUGAACGAUGGAAUAUAUCGGCGUCUCGAAAGACGCUCUAAGCUUUGAUCUCAAAAGAAAAUAUGAGUGUAUAUAGUGUAAAUAGAUAUGCGUUCGUACGGUAAUUAUGGGUGUACGUAUGUAUAUACACACGUGUACAGGACGCUUCGAUUACUCUCAUUAUCAGAAGGAGGAAUCGAGAGGAGCGAGCGUUCGAGAGUUAGUUUAACGAUUUGGACCGCGCUGGAUCUAGCAAACAUUCGUUUCAGGAUUUGUUUUAAAUAUGGACCGGCUGAAAGUGCAGUGAUGUAAACGAGGUACGUUUAAAUAAUUACGAGUCUGAGAGCAUUGAAAAACUUUAUUAUUAAAGUCAAAAUUUUCUCGUUAAAAAUAAUUUCACAUUAAAAAAAUAUUUCCAAACAAAUUUUGUUUAUCAUAAAACAUCAAGUUGCUACAUUUGAAAUAUAUUUUCAAAAAUUAUAUUAGGAAUAUUAGCGUGACGUUAUUUUUCAUAGCUAUUAUUAAAUCAAGCAAUGAUUUUUCAUUGGCAAAUACCGCUUGCAAUUCACUUAAUCCUGAUGUCUUUCAGACUUGUUGCAUUUUUUCUACGUGAGAAAAUGUGAUGCAAGCAUACGCAAUUAAGUAUCAGCUUGUAUCAAUUGUGUGAAUCGAAGAAGAGAUGGAAUCGUUCGUAAGUAAAUACUGAAGUUACGAAUGUGGCAUGGUUCUAGACGUACCUAUAUGCGCCUUGUAUAAAUGUAAGAUGAUAAUUUAUUCAUGAAGGUAUAUUAUAGCGAAAUAAAAAUGAUUUCAGUAUUUA
Nylanderia fulva is the source of this 4097-nucleotide messenger RNA. It is a transcript of the gene Msx, whose product is annotated as homeobox protein Msx. Gene Ontology annotation, cellular component: nucleus. Gene Ontology annotation, biological process: embryonic morphogenesis; regulation of transcription by RNA polymerase II. Gene Ontology annotation, molecular function: DNA-binding transcription factor activity, RNA polymerase II-specific; RNA polymerase II transcription regulatory region sequence-specific DNA binding. NCBI's taxonomy places the organism in Eukaryota, Metazoa, Arthropoda, Insecta, Hymenoptera, Formicidae. The record is from RefSeq and is a predicted model, not a curated record.